Eurytemora carolleeae is the source of this 2720-nucleotide messenger RNA. RefSeq lists its product as uncharacterized. The coding region runs from base 245 to 2002 and encodes 585 amino acids. NCBI's taxonomy places the organism in Eukaryota, Metazoa, Arthropoda, Copepoda, Calanoida, Temoridae. The record is from RefSeq and is a predicted model, not a curated record. The transcript has 10 exons.
GAGAGAGGACUGAGUUUCCCCCUGGUUCUAACCUACUCCUGGAGUACACACUCUACCUCCAUCCAUUUCACGGAGUUGAAUCUUAAAAUUUAAACAUUUAGAGCAAGUCACAACCAAACCACCGGCGGAAAAGGACGCUUUAAACAUUAAUCUACGAAAGUGCAGUGAGCAUCAUGAGUAUCAAUAUUUUUCAAACAGUUUUCAUUUACAUCGUUUUGAAAUAGUUUUCAAAUCUUCAGAAAGCAUGGUGGUCCGUGCUAUUCUCUCACUAAUCUUGUUUUUAAAAUCUUCUUCUGGGUUUAUCCAGCUCAAUCCAGGGAUAGCGAUAAAAACUUCCAUUCCACUUCCCCAUCUUCCAGAUCUGCAUAAAAUCUCUGACAACGGUUAUCAGCAUGAAGAGAGCUUUAGAGCUCCUGAGAGCUACGAAACACCUCACAAGUCCCCAGAGACGUAUAUAACCCCACAGAUCUACAAUCCUUCUCAGAGUCUUUUUGAAAAUAAAUUUCAGUUUAUACCCGGAGGAAAGACGGAUACAACUCCUUCUCCGCUCUUCUACGGAGAUACUCAAAGACCGAAGAUCGGUGAAGAGACAGGUUUACAGGGCCCUUACAAGGUUCAUGUUCAUCCUGAACCCGGUCAACCUCAACCUCUUCAUGUAGACCAGGAUCAGGAUCCGUCCUAUCCUCAACACUAUGAUCAGGAUGACCCCUACGAACCAAUGGCGGAGAAUGAGGCGGAUUUCCAACCUUCCAUCUUUCCUCUCUUACACCAAGGGAAUACUAUAGACCAGGCGGAAACCUCCAGGGUUAGUUCAGACCUGGAGCUGGUUCAGGAGUAUAAGAAGCUGGAGAUUGAAGACGGAUAUCAGCAUAUAUCUCCGGGUACUAAAGAACCGUCCUUAACAUUCCAAUCUCCGAUGGCGAUUAACUCUUCGACAUCAAUCCAGGUGAGAGACUCUGACCCUAUUCAGCAACUGCACCAGGAGCUUAGCCUUGCUCCUCCUUUCCCUUACUCAGUUUACAAACAAAUACCCCUACCUGAACCUGAACCUUCUCCAGUAAAGGUUUACGAGAGAGAAGUUGAUAAUUUUGUUCCGUCCUUCCUGGAAAGCACAGCAGUCAGAGAGAACUCCGUUUUUAAGGACUCUGUGAGACUGGAUAUGGUUGAUGCUUAUAAGACUUACAAGCAACAAUGGACAAGCUCUGGUGAGAAGAAACUAGUCAAGGACGCGAGCAAGGCCUUGAAAGAAUACCAAACUCGGGUUAACCCUGACAUCACUGACAGCACUGUUAACUCACAUAUUGGAGAAUCACAAACUUACGACUAUAAAGCCCCGGAUUUUCACACUGAUGAGUACGGGAGACCAGAGAAUGAUCACGAGGGCGAGAAACCCCUUCAUCCCAUGUCCCUAAUGUACCUGGGCCCUAAGGGACCCGAGGCCCCCUUCUUCGGUACCAUGAUGUCGGACCUGCACGGCAUGAUGAUGCGGGGGGUGCGGAAUACCCAGAAUAUGUUCAAGGAAAUGGAUUUACAUAAUUCAGGAUCCAACAUGAUGCAUUCUAUAGCAUACACGGCAGAGGAUAUAAUGUAUAAAAUGACCAGCCAGUACGGGGAUGGUAAGCUGGAUAUCUAUGAUUGGAUUCCGCUGCUUGCAAUAAUAUUUCUCGGAGUCUUUGUUUUCGGUUCUCUCUUCCCAACCGCUGCAAUCGGCAGGAGUGCUCGGAGAGAUGAAGAUAUUAUUGAGUCUACAAUAUCCCAACUGGAGAACGGAAUCCUGAUCCUCUCCGCGAUCAAGGACGGAGGAACCUGCUCGGAGAAACUAGCCUGCUCCCUUGGCUCCGCAACCAGAUCAUCCUUCAAAUCUCCCCAGUCCAUCUUAGACGUAGUGGAUCUCCUUGUACCAAACAAAUACGCAAACUUUACAAGAACUUUUGAAAAGACAGUGAACUCCAAGGAGAAUUUAACUUGUAAGUCUGAAUGCAGAAGAUGUGUGAACUUCUAAAAAUAAUUUGUUUUGUUUUGUAUAGAAGUAACCAGAAAACUAGUUUUCUGUUUCUCACUGUAUAUCAAUUGUUGAACUGCCAGGGAGCCCCGAUAAACAUGGGAAUGACACCAUUGUGCAAAGUACAAUUGUUGUGUUUUUAUAUAAUCAGUAAAAUCUUUUUAAGAAUUUAAUCCUCAGUGGCCAGCUACUUUUAUUUAUUUAAUUUUUUUACAUUUCUUAUUAUCUUUUAUCUAGUUUAAUUGUUAAGUUUAAUUAGUCCUUUAUUAAAAUUUUAAAAAUAAUUCUUGAUGUGGCAAUCGUCUAAGGAACUAAACACUUGCCCCAAACUCUAAUUUUCUUAUUCUUAUAUCUUUGAAACCUGAUGUUGUAGGCCGACCUUUGAUAUUUGAAAAUGUUGAUUCUAAUUAGACCUGAGGAGAGAAAAAGAGUGGAUUAAGAACUAAAAUGAAAAGUUUCCACAUGGGAUAUUCGGAUCCAGCAGUCAGGGAUUAAAGUUUAUCCAGUCUAAAUUUCCCAGCUCUGAUAGUCAAAGGUUGAAAAAGGAUAACACCAUCAAAUUAUAAAGAAACAGUGAUUAGAAAAUCAGAGUUUUAGUCAAGUGUUCCUUUGGGGGUUUAAGAGAGUGGCUCUAAAUCCUUUGUAUUUACGUAUUAUUGUUAUUAUUAUUGGUAUUGUUAUCUUUAUCUGUUAUUAAAUAGACAUUUAUUCAGAAUAA